Messenger RNA from Trichoplusia ni (cabbage looper), 1423 nucleotides. Its product is annotated as alanyl-tRNA editing protein Aarsd1. Gene Ontology annotation, molecular function: Ser-tRNA(Ala) deacylase activity; ATP binding; aminoacyl-tRNA ligase activity. The coding region runs from base 164 to 1396 and encodes 410 amino acids. Gene Ontology annotation, biological process: tRNA aminoacylation; regulation of translational fidelity. The transcript is spliced from 8 exons. The record is from RefSeq and is a predicted model, not a curated record. Lineage: Eukaryota; Metazoa; Arthropoda; Insecta; Lepidoptera; Noctuidae.
CUUGACGUCUGUCUUAACACAGAUGUGCCGGUUUGUUAUUUAUAAAACUAGUUGAGGCUAAUUAGUCCGAUUGCAUUGUAUUUCACCGCUCAGUGUUAAAUUAGUUGUUAUUGUAACACAUUUUAGUCAAAAAUAUCGGUGAAGGUGCGACUUAAACGUAGACAUGGCUUUUAAAUGCCAAGAAGACAGCUAUUUGACAGAGUACACAUCAAUAGUAUUGAAAUGUGAACCUACUACAGAGCCGAUUGUUGACUAUGGGAAGAUAACUAAAUUUGAAGGAUAUAAAGUCACAUUGGAAAAUACUAUACUGUUUCCAGCGGGUGGCGGUCAGCCUCAUGAUGUUGGCUGGUUGAAUGAUACAGAAGUGUUACAAGUCCUGCGUAAAGGUGAGCAGGCUCUGCACUUUGUGAGGGAGCCACUGGCAGAAGGUACUGUUGUCAAUCAGAGACUUCACUGGGACCGACGCUUUGAUCAUAUGCAGCAACACUCAGGUCAGCAUUUACUGUCCGCUAUAUUAGAGAAAGAACACAAUCUACCCACGACGAGCUGGUGGCUCGGCGUCGACGAGAGCUACAUCGAGCUGGACGCGAAGGAAAUCACCGAUGACGUCAUCCAGGCCACGGAGGACAAGUGCAAUGAACUCAUCAGGAAGGCUGUGCCCGUCGACGUCAAGUUCUAUAAGGCCUGUGACUCGGCACUGGAUCAGGCACACACCAGAGGCCUGCCCGAGGACUGUACAGACACUAUCAGAAUCAUUUGCAUCCGGAAAAUCGACGAGAACAUGUGCUGUGGCACCCACGUCUCUAAUCUCAGUGAGCUGCAGAUGAUAAAGCUGAUUGGGACGGAACCCGGUAAGAAAGGAAAAACGAAUCUAAAGUUCCUCGUGGGGAACAGAGUCACUAGAACCUUCCAGAAAAUGCUUCAGAGAGAGAGGGUUUUGACAGGCUUACUUAAAAACGAACCAACACGACACGCAGACCUCAUUUACAAGCUACAGAAGAAUCUUAAACUCACAAACAAAUGCCUGCAAAGUGUACUAAUAGAUCUGGCCGUGUAUGAAGCGGACAAAAUAAGGAGUACCGUGCCUGUACCAAAGUACGUUAUCAUGUUCAAGAAAGAGGCGACUCCUGAAUUCAACCGCGCUAUACUCAAAGGCUUGGAAGGAACAGACAUGUUCAUAUUCCUCGCAUCUGAAGAACCUGAUAAACCGAAUGAAGGUCAGAUCAUUAUACAAGGCCCUGUGGAACACUGUGAUGCUUUAGGCACUAAAAUAACAGAUCUGUUAAAAGGCCGGGGCGCGUUCAAGAAUGGCAGGUUCCAAGGCAAGGCUGGAGAUUUGUCGGCAAUGAGCAAAUGCAAACGAUUGAUCGAAGAUUACUUUAAUAACUUAAAAUAGACAUAAUAAAGUAGUCGUAUUACAUAA